Molecule: messenger RNA, 505 nt
Organism: Ornithodoros turicata
Lineage: Eukaryota; Metazoa; Arthropoda; Arachnida; Ixodida; Argasidae
Product: zinc finger protein 593-like
Exons: 3
Coding region: 82-462 (126 amino acids)
Molecular function (GO): zinc ion binding; nucleic acid binding
Source: RefSeq, a predicted model, not a curated record
AAUGGGGAAAAGCCAAGUAUCCAUCCAAGAUGGCGGCCUCCAUGGAAUAGUUUACAUUCGCAGCAGAAGCAGAUUUGCAGCAUGGCCAGAUAUUCGAGAAAAAAGACUCACAAAGGGUACACAGCAGCACACAAAAAUGACAAAACGAAGCGGAGAACGAAGGACCUCGACCAAGUGCACGACGAUAUGAAGCCGGAAAACGCGGACAAAUUGCUGAAUCAAGACGUGGACUACGAUUUGCCCGGUGCAGCUCAGUACUACUGCUUACACUGCGCACGGUAUUUUAUCGACAACAACUCGUUGAACGAUCAUAUGAAAAGCAAGAACCACAAACGAAGGUUGAGAGCAUUAGAAGAAGACCCAUACACCCAAGAGGAAGCAGAAGCUGCUGCUGGUAUGGGAAACUACAGUGCACCCAAGAGGAAGAGAGUGGAAACGCAACCACGCAAGGUGGAAACUUAAACAGACACUUUGGUGUGAAUAAAAUUCCAUUCAGUAAAAUUGC